Messenger RNA from Beta vulgaris subsp. vulgaris (sugar beet), 2128 nucleotides. RefSeq names its product mitochondrial phosphate carrier protein 3, mitochondrial. The record is from RefSeq and is a predicted model, not a curated record. Lineage: Eukaryota; Viridiplantae; Streptophyta; Magnoliopsida; Caryophyllales; Amaranthaceae. Gene Ontology annotation, cellular component: mitochondrial inner membrane. Gene Ontology annotation, molecular function: phosphate transmembrane transporter activity. Gene Ontology annotation, biological process: mitochondrial phosphate ion transmembrane transport. The transcript is spliced from 6 exons.
UCACCACAACUACAUGUCGACCAAGUGCCAACUAGGGGUGUAAGUUCGAUUUUUGGUUUGGUUUUAGGUCAAAACCAAACCAAACCGAAAUAAAUUCGGUUUUGAAAUUUCCAAACCAAAUCCAAACCGAAAUUCGACUCAAUCCAAACCAAACCAAACCAAAAUAUGAAACCAAAAAUCAAACCAAACCAAACCAAACCGGAUUUUUUUUAUCUUUCAAAAUCUAAACCAAAACAAACCAAUUUUUUUUCAUAUUCCAAAAUCCAAACCAAACCGAAAUGAAAUUAAAUCAAACCAAGAUAAAAACCAAACCAAAUUUAAACCAAACUUUCUGAUAAUUUGUAUUUUAAGUGACAAUAUUUUUGUAUUUUCGUAAUUAAUAUUAUAAAAAAGAAACACAAAAAAAAAAUAGACAACAUUCGUAUGUUAAGUGACAAUAAUUUGGUUUUUUCAGUUUUCCAAAACCAAAACCAAUCCAAACCGAAAAACCAAAAAAAAUAAUUUUUUUGAAUCCAAACCAAACCAAAUUUCCAAAAAAACCAAACCAAAUUACUAAUUCGGUUUGGUUUGGUUUGGUUUUCGGUUUUUAACCAAAUAACUUACACCCCUAGUGCCAACAAGGCAACAGCCAAUAGGUACGUCGCUGCCUAUAUAACACUUUACCCUUCGCUUGGUCACUGGUCAGCACGCUUAUGUAAUUAUGUUUACAAAGUAAACAAGAUAUUUCCAACCCAUGAACUAAGGAAGAAUUCUACCAAGUGUUGUACUGUUGCAAAUAAGACCUCCCCGUUGAAUUUUCUUCUCAUAUAGAGGUGUAUAUGGACGGCUGGCCUGUAUCAUUUGAUUGUUGAUUACUUCUCAUUUCUAAGUUCUAAUCUUAAAUGAUGUCACUGAUCUACGAGGACUAUUCUCGCCGGUCCUCUCCGAUCCCAUCCUUCCUAUACUCGUCCUCCUCGUUAACAAUUGAUCAAGCAGUGUAAAAAAAUAGUAGUGCAAUAAUGGUAGGAGCUCCAAGUGAGAAGAUGAAGAUGUAUUCACCAAGUUUCUAUGCAGCUUGUACUGUUGGUGGAAUGCUUUGUUGUGGUCUUACUCAUACCGCUGUCACCCCUAUGGAUCUGGUUAAGUGCAACAUGCAGAUUGAUCCAGCAAAGUAUAAGAACAUAACCUCUGGGUUUGGAGUCCUCAUCAAAGAGCAAGGCUUUAAGGGAUUGUUUAAGGGUUGGGCUCCAACCUUUUUCGGUUACAGUGCUCAAGGAGCUUUCAAAUAUGGAGGUUAUGAGUUCUUCAAGAAGUACUAUUCUGAUGUGGUGGGUCCUGAGUACGCAUCGAAAUACAAAACCUUGAUAUACUUAGCUGGCUCUGCAUCUGCAGAGGUGAUUGCUGAUGUUGCCCUUUGCCCAUUCGAAGCUGUUAAAGUUCGUGUGCAGACUCAACCUGGCUUUGCUCAAGGUCUGUCUGAUGGCCUCCCUAAGAUUGUCAAGUCUGAAGGUGUUAUGGGAUUGUACAAAGGACAAGCUCCUCUUUGGGGGCGUCAGAUACCAUAUACAAUGAUGAAGUUUGCAUCAUUUGAGACAAUUGUGGAGCUUUUAUACAAACAUGCCAUUCCAACACCUAAAGAUCAGUGUAGCGAAACAUUCCAGCUUGGUGUUAGCUUUGCUGGUGGAUAUGUUGCUGGAGUACUUUGUGCUGUUGUAUCACACCCUGCUGACAACUUGGUUUCUUUCCUUAACAAUGCUAAGGGUGCCUCUGUUGCUGAUGCCGUGAAGAAGUUAGGAGUAUGGGGUCUAUUUACGCGUGGUCUUCCUCUUCGUAUAGUCAUGAUCGGAACUCUUACUGGUGCUCAAUGGGGCAUCUAUGAUGCUUUCAAAGUGUUUGUUGGCCUGCCAACUACAGGUGGACUCUCUCCUGCUAUUGAGGCUGAAAAAUGAAGUAGUGAUUGACAGCAUGAUAUGGAACAGAACAUAGGAAUCAAGAGUCUUAGCCACAAAUUAUAUGAUUUUUUUCCAUAUCUGCGAUAGGGUUAUCAUGACCCAUUUAUUUAUAUAGAUAAGUAGAAUAGAAAUUUUGGAAAAUAGGAAUAGUUCUCAGUAUCAAAUCAUUAGUAAAUAAAGGCAUUACUAUUAUUUUU